Messenger RNA from Aspergillus saccharolyticus JOP 1030-1, 1850 nucleotides. Its product is annotated as fatty acid alpha-hydroxylase. NCBI's taxonomy places the organism in Eukaryota, Fungi, Ascomycota, Eurotiomycetes, Eurotiales, Aspergillaceae. Gene Ontology annotation, biological process: fatty acid metabolic process; lipid biosynthetic process. Gene Ontology annotation, molecular function: iron ion binding; fatty acid 2-hydroxylase activity; heme binding. Bases 398 to 1531 code for a protein of 377 amino acids. The transcript is spliced from 3 exons. Gene Ontology annotation, cellular component: membrane; endoplasmic reticulum. The record is from RefSeq and is a predicted model, not a curated record.
AUUUGAGUCUGCCGGCGAGUGCUGGUUGAAUCUCCUCCUCAUUCCCUGUGAAAGAAAGCAGACUCGAUAUCUCUCUGUUCAAAUCCCGUCCGUCUCUUCUCCUGUUGCGGUACAGUUCCGGUGUGGUAUACUUCAUCUGUUUAGUCGAUUGCGUGGUCAGCUCUGCGCUUGCCAGUGGACUACUACGAGUUUUUUUCUCCCCCGGAGUCUCGGACCCGUCGCCUUAGUCGACGCUCACGCCACUCACUUUAUCAUCCUUUUAUAUCGAUUCCCACCACGACUUCUUGCUACUCGUCCAAAGGCGUUCUUCGCGUUAUCUGUGCGUGUGAUCAUCGUCAUCUGCCCAUUUGCAGCCUCUCGCCUCAGUCUUUCAGUGGUAUCUUUCUCCGCGCCCACCAUGCCCGCAAAAGUACUUCCCGUGUUCACCCCGGCCGAAAUCGAACUGCACAACAACGCCAAGUCAUGCUAUGUGACGCUGGGAUCUAAAGUUUACGAUGUCACUGAGUUCGUGGAUGGUCACCCUGGUGGUGAGGACCUCGUCCUUGAUUAUGCUGGUAAAGACGUAACCGAGAUCUUGCGCGACGAGUCAUCCCACGCCCACUCCGACUCGGCCUAUGAAAUUCUGGAGGAGUGCCAUAUCGGUUUCGUGGCUUCUGAAUUUGAUGGAAAAGCUCGCACGGUCGAUGCAUCACACACACAACAAGUAGCGGAUGGGUCUGGACCAGUCUAUGCCUCGACCGGCAUGUCCUGCGAAGAAGAUCUAUCCGUCGACACGGAUUACAGCAGGGACUUCCAGACGCACAAGUUUCUCGACCUCAACAAGCCACUCCUCAAACAGCUCUGGUUCAGCGGCUUCAGCAAGCAAUUCUACCUCGAACAAAUUCAUCGUCCCCGUCACUACAAGGGAGGGGAAUCUGCACCCCUGUUCGGUAACUUCCUGGAGCCCUUUAGCAAGACGGCAUGGUAUGUCGUCCCGAUAAUGUGGCUUCCACCUGUCGCGUACGGCACUUUUCUCGGUUUCUCGGGCCUUGCCAAUGCGCCUGCCGCUGCUGGCUACUGGGUUGGUGGGCUUUUUCUAUGGACCCUCAUCGAGUAUUUGAUGCAUCGAUUCCUGUUCCACAUCGACAGCUAUCUCCCUGACAACCGGGUUGGUCUGACUCUCCAUUUCUUGCUCCAUGGUAUUCAUCACUACUUGCCAAUGGAUAAGUAUCGCCUGGUCAUGCCUCCGGCUCUUUUCAUCGUACUGGCGACCCCGUUCUGGAAGCUUGCCCACGCUGUCUUCUUUUAUAAUUGGUAUGCGGCCUUGACGGUAUACUGCGGCGGUGUUUUCGGCUACAUCUGCUACGAUAUGACCCACUACUUUCUCCACCACCGCAACCUUCCCAUGUACUACAAGCAGCUCAAGAAGUAUCAUCUUCAGCACCACUUCGCAGACUUUGAUAAUGGCUUUGGUGUCACCAGCCGCUUCUGGGAUCAGGUGUUUGGGACGGAGCUUGAGACUCCCGCUCCUAAGGAUGUGAAGACUCAGUGAAUCUUUCACUGCGGUAUACUUUAGGAAUGGCUGGCCCUCUCGUCACUAGGCUCUGAUACGAGCCUUUUGCCUCUCCUUAUUGAUUCUGUGAGGUACAAAAUCAUGCCGUGGCCGUGAGUGCCGGGCCCUAAUGCUGCUGUGCUUAGGAGUUUGGUUGCUUUUGGUUUGCAUCACUUUGUUUCGUGUACAGGCUUGCCAGGGCCCAACAGGGUAUCGGAAAAUGUCUUCCUUUGAGGCGAACCACCGUGACUCCUAGGUUGAAAGGCCGUAUGGUAUUAUUACCUAGAUUUUUUUACGAUUGUAUAUGAUAACCUAAUAC